AUGGCGGACAUUCUCACCCAACUCCAAACUUGUCUAGACCAGCUCGCGACACAAUUCUACGCAACACUCGGCUACCUGAGUACCUACCACGACAAUUCCCCCGCAAUCCCACCACCCAACGUUCCCUCCGCCGCCCCCGCUCUAUCAAAGAUGACCAAAAACACCACAUCACCGCCAAUCCCCGCCUCAGUCGCGGCAUCAGCAGGAGGCAGCGGCGGUCCAGCCACAUCACCACCACCCCCACCACCCCAACAACCCGGCGCAACCGAAAUCCAAGACCCAAACCAACCCCCAGAGCCCGAUUCCCCGCACAUAUUCGCCAGUCGGCAGAGAGAGCUGGCGCGAGAUCUCAUUAUCAAAGAACAACAGAUUGAGUACCUUAUUUCAGUGCUACCGGGCAUCGGGACCUCGGAGGCGGAGCAGGAGGCUAAGAUCCGUGAGUUGGAGGUUCAGCUUAGAGAUGUUGAGGAGAAGAGGGAGGCGAAGGCGCUUGAGUUGAAGAAGUUGAGGGGGAAGUUGGAGAAUGUGCUUGGUGCGGUUUCGGUGGGGAUUCAUGGGGAUGGGAAGGUUGGUUUGAAGAAUUGA
Molecule: messenger RNA, 585 nt
Organism: Penicillium cosmopolitanum
Lineage: Eukaryota; Fungi; Ascomycota; Eurotiomycetes; Eurotiales; Aspergillaceae
Product: med21 domain-containing protein
Exons: 2
Coding region: 1-585 (194 amino acids)
Biological process (GO): regulation of transcription by RNA polymerase II
Cellular component (GO): mediator complex
Molecular function (GO): transcription coregulator activity
Source: RefSeq, a predicted model, not a curated record